Messenger RNA from Pteronotus mesoamericanus, 732 nucleotides. RefSeq names its product epididymal protein 3B (gene EDDM3B). The record is from RefSeq and is a predicted model, not a curated record. Bases 49 to 540 code for a protein of 163 amino acids. NCBI's taxonomy places the organism in Eukaryota, Metazoa, Chordata, Mammalia, Chiroptera, Mormoopidae. The transcript has a single exon.
AUUGGCAGGGAAGGAAUUAUAAGGUGGAGCUUAGCUCUUAGGACAAUAAUGCUUUCCUCUUUCUUCCAUGUGGACCCACAGGUGACCCUGGUGACUAAGAUGUCAUCCUCUCUAAAGGUCCUAGGCUCUCUUUUGUUCCUGUUAUUCUCUGUAUAUGGGCUUCUUGUAAACAGCCAGAAGCUUUCCUGGAAGGAAUUCAUGAAACAGCACCACCUGAGCACAAGCUGGGAUUUCAGUGAGUACAGAUGCAAAGAUCUCAUGAAAGAAAUAGAAGCUCCAAAAGACAAGAACUAUCACAUCUUCAUCUAUACCUUAUGGUACAAAAUCGAGCAUAUAUGCAUCAGAAACUGGAGAGAUCGCUACAGGAAUGUAUAUAUAUGGACCCCGUAUCCCUUCAAAAUACUCAAGUGCUACCCAGGAAAAAACAAAAAGAGCUACAAAGAGCACAGGAGCCAUAGCUACAUUGAAUUCCAUUGUGGCGUAAAUGGGUUUGUUGAUAGCAUAGAGGACACCCGAUUGUUAGAGGUUAUCAACAAAUAGAAAGUCUAUGCACACCUCCAGGUUUUAGAGUUAAUGCUUCUUAAGUGGUGGUAGGCCUGCCUACAUCAAUAACCCUUACUGAUCCCUACUUCACAUUUAUGUGUCAAUGUUUUUUGACUACUUAGAGUGAUGUAUCACAUGUUCUUUUGAUAUCGUGACUUCCUCUAUGUUGAUUCUGUCUAGAAUAUCCUU